AUGUCUUUAGUUCUAGAGAUCAACUCAUACUUCGAUAAUACACCCGUUUUGGAGUGGUCAUAUCAUGGUUUUUUAAAUGCUUUGAAACCUUACUUCAUAUCUGAUCAAAAUUCAAUUGAGAACCUAAAUUCAAUAAUAAGGAAGCGAUAUUUAGCUUAUUUAAAGAACUUUCUGGAUGUAAAAGAGAAACAAGGUUUGCAAAUCGGACAUUAUGAUGAACAUUAUGAUUUUGUAACUCUUCUUUUGCGACAGGGGUUCCGUUCCUCUUUGAUUCCUUCUCGCGGUGGGUGCCGUUCCUCGCGUUUCGUUCGUCUGUUGCUGGGGUGCACGUGGGGUGCACGUCGGGUGCACGUCGGGUGCCGUUCCUUGCGUGUUUUUUGCGCGUUUUUACGCGUUCCUUACGCGUUCCUUGCGCGUUCCUUGCGCAAGGAACCUGAAACGCAAAAAUUUUGGAAAAUUGUCGAACAAGAGAGAGAUCUAGAAAAUGAGUUCGAAAACAAAAAGAUUAUUGUCAAGCGUAAAUUACAAAUAGACGGGUUGGAUUUGGUUCAUGUCUCUCGUCAGCAACAAAAUUUCGAACUUGUUUCUGAGUUAAAUUCAGAGAUACGAAAAAAACCGCGUUUUAAAGUAGGUGCAGAUGCGUCACAAUCUUCAGAGUCAAUAGGAAUAGGUGCAAGGUCUAGUAAUGAUGUAAUUAGCCUCAGGGAUGAUAGGCCAAGCACCCCGACUCAUCAAAUAUACUCUACGACUACAAAUCAGGACAUUCUUGAUCGGCUACUUAAAGAAAAACAGCGAGCUAAAUCGACAUU
Funneliformis mosseae is the source of this 809-nucleotide messenger RNA. The record is from the annotation of a GenBank genome assembly. NCBI's taxonomy places the organism in Eukaryota, Fungi, Glomeromycota, Glomeromycetes, Glomerales, Glomeraceae.